Molecule: messenger RNA, 663 nt
Organism: Cryptococcus wingfieldii CBS 7118
Lineage: Eukaryota; Fungi; Basidiomycota; Tremellomycetes; Tremellales; Cryptococcaceae
Exons: 5
Coding region: 1-663 (220 amino acids)
Molecular function (GO): acyltransferase activity, transferring groups other than amino-acyl groups
Source: RefSeq, a predicted model, not a curated record
AUGGGAGACGUCAAAGUCAGGCUUCUGCAGAACCCAACCGAUCAAGAGUUUGAGAGAAUCCUCGAUGUCUAUCAGGAAGGCUUCGUACACGACCAGAUCCUUAACAUGCUCGGCUCCAAUACGCGAGAAUUCUUCAGAUCCCGUGUACAGGCCACUCUGGUCGACCUGCAGCUCUGGGUAGUCGAGCUUGACGGUGAAAUUGGGUGUGUAGGGAUAGUCAGUCCGCCAGGAAAAGAUCUUUGGGAUACCGAGGAGAAGAAAAAAAUCCGAGAAACCGUAUCCCCAAAGAUAUCCCCCGCCAUCAAGCAAUGGCUAGACACCGAGCUCGAACCGCUGCAUGAAAACCGGUCUCUCAUCCCUGGCGGCGGCCCCGCGGCUGUAUACUACCUCCACCUCGUCUCUACACAUCCUUCCUUCCAAAAGAAAGGUCUAGGGUCGGCGCUCUUGGGGAAACUUGAGGAGCUUGCCCGGAGAGAUGGAUCGAGAGUCGCGUUGGAGACGCAUACAGAUAGCGCGGCCUCGGUGUACCGCAAGAACGGAUUCAGGACGCUCUUCAAAGGUGUGCUCGACUUCAAAAGCGAGCUGGACACGGGACCGUACUAUGUCAUGGUCAACGACUGUGGACUGUCGCCCUACUUAUGUCAUGUAGAUCUUACCGGAUGA